Alternaria infectoria is the source of this 933-nucleotide messenger RNA. RefSeq lists its product as uncharacterized. The record is from RefSeq and is a predicted model, not a curated record. The transcript is spliced from 2 exons. The coding region runs from base 1 to 933 and encodes 310 amino acids. NCBI's taxonomy places the organism in Eukaryota, Fungi, Ascomycota, Dothideomycetes, Pleosporales, Pleosporaceae.
AUGCCUCGCUUCCAGAGCCGACGAGAGCUCCUUGAGAUUGAGGUCAUGAACCGGCUUCUACGAGAGCCAUACUGGCAGCCCUUCAUGAGAGAGGAGGUAAACGCCGCCAACAAAUUCAGAGCUACGCGGGCCUACAAGGAACACCGAGAAGCAUACGACAAGAAGAACAGCACACCCGCUGCCUCUACGUCUAAGCCUGGUGAGACUACGCCAGCUCAGCAUGAAGCUGGUGACGGAAAGGAACUCCCCGCUGCGCUGAAGACACCGCCCGCUGCCUCCACGUCCAAGCCUGGUGAGACUCCGCCAGCUCAGCAUAAAGCCGGCGACGGACAGGAACCCCCAGCAGAAUUCGAUGCAAGAAAGUCGCCGAUCACCACCACCGCGACCAUCACCACCGCAGCGCCCAUGUCAACUGCAGCCAACAUCUCACCCGCAGCGCCCAUACCAACGGCAGCUAAUAUCUCAACCGCAGCGCCUACUCUUACAGCAGCAUUGAAUGCCACAGCAGCAUUAACUGCCACCGCCAUCCCCAUCACAGCCGCCAUCCCCAUCACAACCGCGACGCCCAUCACAUCCGCGACGCCCACUCCCACAGCAGCAUCUACUGCCACUGCCACCCCAUUGGAACACCCAGCAUACAGGACGACUGGUCUCCUCCUCCGGACAACGACGACCACGAAGAUUAUGGCGUCGCCAUUCCGUUCAUCGGACAUUGAGGCAAUGCAGCUUACCAAGGCAAAAGAUUUGGACCGCGCAUCCGAUUACAUCCUGAAGCUGACCCUCCGAAUGGACACGUGCCCACGGGUGGGGAUGCUCCGUGACGUCGUUCACAUGGCUGUGCAGCAAUAUCAAGAGUCCGACGGUGCCAUACCGCUGCGUCUUCUUCCGCUCGGACCGUGGCCAAUCAGCCUCGCCUCUAUGCUCGAGGUGUGA